ACUAGCUAAGCUUUGGAGUCGCCGUCUUCCUUCUAACGCAGAUCCGAACCCAGCAAACAGCGUUUCUCCCAUCCUCUUCGUCAAGAGUAGAACACAGCGGCAGUAAUCCCACCCUAGCAAUGGUGGCAGUGCGAUGCAGAGGUGGUGCACUCCUGUUCGGCGUAACCAUGGAUUCCGGCGAUGGGACCCGCGGAGAAGAAAGCAGCAGUCAAGCAGCGGUCAAGACCGUACGGCGACGGAGACAACGUUGCCGGUGACGUCCUCCCCCCUUCCGGAACCGCAGCAGCGUCGGCUUAGUCGGACGGGGACGAGGAUUCAUGCUCAUCUUAAAAAACAAGAAAAGAAACGUUUUGAAUACAACCUCAUUGAAGCCAAUCUCAUUGAAGAUAAUCAGCUUUCAAUUCUUCUUUUUCAUGGAUAUUUGUGAAGACGUAUUUGGUUGAAAUGAGAAAGCUCACUAAAAAUGCAACAAUCAAUUCCAAAAGUGUGAAGGAUGAUGAAUCAGACAAAGGUACGGAGCAAACGAAGGAUGCGAUGUGGGAUCGUAUCGAGGAGAAGUUCUUCACGGCAAUGAAGAAGGACGGCUUCUACCGAACCUGGGACCAACUCACUUCCAAAUGGAGCCACGUCAACAAAAAAGUCCGAAAGUUUAUGGGAGUUUACGAGGAAUGCUCCCGGUCCCGAAGGAGCGGCACGAACGACGCCGAUGUUCUCCGGCUUGUCACGACCCGGUAUCAAGACGACGGGAACCAAGGCAAGGUGCCCAUCGAUCUUUGGAGGAUUUUGAGUCGUUCCCCGAAGUGGCAACAACUCAACAAUCCCGACGGCGAAUCGUUCCGGAAAAGAUCCACCGUCGAUGCCGAGGUUGAGGUCGACGAGACUAUCGGUUCUACCGAUCAGAUCCCUUCCUUCAACGUUGCGGAUUCUGAUGACGAGGACCCCAUUCCAUGGCCGAUCGGAAGAAAGAAGGCAAAAUCCAUUGCCUCUGGUUCGGGAGGGUCCGCUUCUCCCCGCGACAAAAUCGGACGGGCAAUGGUUGAACAACUUCGGGCGUUCAAUCUCCAGGAACAAGAGAGGUUGAAGCUAAAGGAGAAGGAGUUGAAGCUAAAGGAGCAGGAUGUCGAGAUGAAAGUCAUGCAAACCGACCCUGGGACGUUGUCGGAGUUUGGACUAAUGAUCUACGAGCAAAGAAUGAGAGAGAUCAAGGAGAAAUAUAAUUUACCUUAGUUUUUUUAUUAAUGAAUUGGAUGUUGGUUGAGUCUAUGUUACAAGUGCAAGAGUAAUCAACACUCUCUAUUUAU
Cuscuta campestris is the source of this 1301-nucleotide messenger RNA. Lineage: Eukaryota; Viridiplantae; Streptophyta; Magnoliopsida; Solanales; Convolvulaceae. The record is from the annotation of a GenBank genome assembly.